CCAUGCUUUAGUUUAUUUUCUGACAUUUUUUGCACGUUUACAUUUGCGUUCGUCGUAUUUUUGAGAUUUAAUAUAUAUAGAAAAUAGUGGAAUGUAUUAAAGCCCAGCAGUCCUGCGCACUUUGGUUCAUCACUGAUGCUCACAUCGAUACGGAAUGUCAACAGCCCCUCGGCUAUAACUGUGAAAUCGCCUCGUCUCCUUGGCUGUGCCACUAGUCGUGUUAGGGGAGGUGAAAUGACAAAAGCAAAGGUUUCACCAUUAUUUAGCAAUCAAAGUGUAAUUGGGCCACGAUUUCGUGAACUGGACUGUGUGGGUGGGCCGCGGGUUUACACGCUCGUCCUCGCCUCUGACAGAUGGUGAGUGCUGAGACUUCCUCCUCGUGUCCUUCAGCCCGAUCAGCCGGAGCACGUGGACAGGCAGAGCUCCGUGAUGAUCAACAUGCGUUUGAAUUUCACCCAAAGACCAGCAGAGGACCGUGCUCCUCAGUGGAGCCCCUGACCUGUAAACGGAGACGAGAAGAAGAGCGCGGAGUGACCCGACCUCGGAGUUUAUGAAUGACUUUAAUGACCAUGGAAGGUGUGGACGGGUGUAGCUUGUGGUUUCGAGGAAGUGGGGUGUGGCUAGUCGGCUUCAGAGCUAGUUCGCCUACUGGCAGAGCACUUUCGUAGGUGUUCAGUCGCUCCUUUAAAGCAGCUCUUGUUGCUCCACACUCGGACAUCCAGGUGAGCUGAAACUCCUCGAAGCAACAGGCUCCCCCGCCCAGCAGCGAGGCAAUGGUAACUAUGGUAUGACGGCAGACGUUCAGGAUGGCUACAGAAGACCGAGUGGUGGAUUCCUCACUAGCUGUGGACGCGCUGGAAGCGGACCGUCCUGCGGUCGAACAGAGACCGAGCGAAUGCGUCCCACUGCCUCAUCAGGUGGCUGGACACAAAUACGGCAUCAGUAAAGUGGGUAUCCUGCAGCACCCUGAUGGCACAGUGCUGAAACAACUGCAACCUCCUCCCAGAGGCCCCUGUGAGAUGCACUUCUACACACAGGUGUAUGCUCAAGACUGCGCAGACCCACAGCUUCUGGCCCUACAGCAACAUCUGCCCAGGUACUAUGGAACAUGGGCAUCAUCAGAAUCACCAAACGAGGUGUAUCUGAAGCUGGAGGAUGUGACGCGGAGGUUCACACGUCCUUGUAUCAUGGAUGUGAAGAUUGGAAGGAAGAGCUAUGACCCAUUUGCCUCGCGAGAGAAACGUGAAGAGCAGAUUAGAAAGUAUCCUCCAAUGGAGGAGGUCGGAUUCCUGCUUCUGGGAAUGAGGGUGUUCCAGGUAAAUUCAGAGAGUUAUAUCAGUCGUGACCAGUUUUAUGGUCGCAGUCUGAGGAAAGAGACGCUCAAAACUGGCUUGUCUCAAUUCUUUCAAAAUGGAGUGGAACUCAGAAAAGAUGCUGUUUCUCUCAGCAUCUGUAAAGUCCGUGACAUCCUGCGCUGGUUCGAGGGUCAGAAGCAGCUACACUUCUAUGCCAGCUCUCUGCUGUUUGUGUACGAGGGCUCACCUCACUUAGCUAACAGAAUCAAGUGGAGAGAAGAUGCCCAGACAGGACAGGAAAAUGAGCAAGGUGAGCCAGAGUGCAAUAAUAACAUUCACCUUGCCAACUGCAAGCUUUGGGGUCACCGCUGCAGUUUAGCCUCUCAGAGGAGUGCCUGUAGCUGGCUAAACUGCAGUGACCUUCCCCAGGACAUUCACCAUGUAAGGCAUAAGAAUGGGAUUUGGCCUCACUCUCUACAUUACCACCUGGAGCAGGCUAAUGGCAAUGGAGUGAAUAGUGAGGAAGACAUAAGAGUGGAUGACGACAAGAGCACAGGGUUGGGGAAAGCGAGGUUGAGAGAUGGAAUUGGAGAGAAGGAAGAAGAUGUGGAUGUGAGGAUGAUUGACUUUGCCCAUGUCUUUCCCGGUGAUAGUCCAGAUGAGGAUUACAUGUAUGGCUUGAGGAACCUUCUCUCUGUUCUGGAGCAGAUCCUCAAAAACUGACUUCGAUCACCUCUAAAUGAAUCCAAAUUCCUCUCUGUUAGUGUUCCUAACGUUGAUGUUUCUUCUUGGAAUAAGAUUUUGGAAUAAUGAGAUGCAGCUGGUCACCUGUGCCUAACUGAUACACUAAGUUGCCAUUUUUUCAGAAACACCUACUGUGUAGCUGCACUUUUUUUGUAGUCAAUUACUGAUUGUAGUACAUCUCUUGCUGCACCAUUUAUCACCAUUAAACCACCCUGUCCAUCAGUGAAAAUGGACCACCAUAGGACCACAACUGACCAGAUUGUUUGGAUGGUGGAACAACAUCAGGUAGCUGUGAUGUUUGUUAAUGUGGCAUGACUGCAAUAGGUGCAUCAGUGUUGCUGCUGAGUUGAGAAUAGUCUGCCUUCCAGAAAUAUCCAGGUUCUGUGGUCAGAAACUGAGCACUGAUGAAAAGGAUAACUAACCUAAAUUGUGCAGCGAAAAAGAUUAACUACAGCUAUGAACUAUGUAUACAAAUAUCUAUAAAAUGCACCUACAUGGUAGGUGUUUCUGAUAAAAUAGCCAAUAAGCGUAGGUACUUCCUAGGUACCUAAUAAACUGGUAACUCGGUGUGCACUUGCUGCUUGAGGUCAACAAUAAUUUGAAUAAUCAUUAGUUGACUGCCUAAUGCAUCUUAACUUGUUCUAGAUUCAAGUUAGUGUGGAAUCAUCUCAAAGCCUGUGGGCAUUUUACUGAAAUGCCUGUUACACCUAUCCUACAGCCUCUAACACCACUGAAUCUCUUAGGCUAUGUUUACACAGCAGGUAAAAGUGGCCCAAAUCUGAUAUUUUUACUCAUAUGUGGUUUUACAGAUGUGUCAUUUGUGUGUCAGUGUGAACAGCAAGAAAACGCAUUCAAUCUGACAUUUUCAAUUCCGAUUUGAGACGCUUUCAUAUGUGGAACUGAAAUCCGAUCCGUAUCCGAUCUGUGGCGAUGCGACUCCGUCUGAACAGCCGGAUCGGAAUUCAUGCGAAUUUACGUCAGUCCAACUCUACAGUCAUCAUCAUUUUGCGCUGCUGAGACUCAUAAACAUUUAGGCUGAUGUUUCUGUUCAGAAAUUAGAGGAGACUCAUCGCAGCCGCUCCGUGCUUGAAGAGGUUUCGAACGAAACGGCCGAGCGCGGCCGGAGGAGCCCAAAUCUGCAGUGCCAGAGAACAGUCUAGACAAUCCGAGGACCCUAACCAAAGAAGUGGACCUAUCCGAAUUACGGAGAACUCGAACACACUGUGGGUGAUGAGUCCAGCUGCCAACCACUAGAACUUCAUAACCGCUCCUGCGAUGCUGGUGAAGACGAAACCGGGGGCGACUAGUGUUCUCUAGUCAUCGUGACUGUUUACCUCUGGACGAGCCACCUGAAGCUCUGUUCUUUUGCACACGCGGGUCGGUUUGGCAGCUGAUCUGUUCAGACUGAUGUCGCAUACAGAUGACAUUUAAAAGAUAAAUAAAUAAAUCGGAUUUGGUGAGAAAAUCAGAUUUGGGCCACUUUUACCUGCUGUGUAAACGUAGCCUAAGACAGAACAUUGUGGACAUGUGGUCAGGCUUUAACAGUUGUAACGUGGGAGUGCAUUAAAACGGUGCUUUACCGUGUUUCGGUUCAAACCUCUACAGUGGAUCAACCUGUUGAUAGCUGCUCUGUGCUUUGCAGUGUUCAUGUGUUCUGCCUCUUGACAUUUCAAUAUAUCUUUGACCUGCGAAUUUUACUGUGAUGCUUUAAAAUAUCUGAAUAUUCCUGAUGUAGAUGUUUUUCAGUUCUUGUUCAUUGAUAAGUUUCAAAUAUGUGUUUUAUGUACAGCAAUGUAUGAAAUAACUCCUAAAGAUCUUCUCAUCUUUAAGAAAUUGAUCCUCACACCCAUGUGUAAGUGUCAGGCUUUUGCUGGUGUUCUUUGAGUAGGGUAAGCAAGUGAUCCCCUUUGGUUUUUUGUAAUAAUAUUGUAAUCAGGAAGCGGUUAACCACAAAAUGAGUCCUUUGUGAACUCGAAAACACUUAUUAGAAAUUUUGAUAUAUGAGGUAGCCUUUUAAUCAUCUUCGAAAAUUACCAGAGUGUUUUGAGAGGCAUAAUCUUCAGUAAUGAUUCACAGUUACAGAUCUAGAACACAUGGACAGUGAGCUUCAGUGGAGCUUUAGGCUGAAACACUGAAGUCUUAUGCUGAAGCUGUAUCUGCAAAUACUGGCAGUAUGCGUUCCAUACACAUCCCUUAUAUCAGCAAAUUCUCUGAUACAGAUGUGAUUCUUAAAUUUAUUUUGAAUGCAAAUACCUAUUUGAUGCUCUCCCUGCCAGAAUGAUACAUUCCAAAUAAUCUCUGAGAGAAAAAAAAAAGAUAUUCAAUUGUAUUAUGACUUUGUUGGUGCAUUUUGGAUUUUUAUAUUAAUUAUACAUUUUAUUUAAAUUUUUGCUAAUGUUGCUGCUUUGUAAACAGAGAAAAUGUUAACUUUAAUAAUUCAGGUUUUAUAAUAUCAAUGAUGUUUUAAAAGUAGUGCUUUAACAGUUGAUUAAUUUUUUUAUUAGUUGUUUAGGGGGGGGGGGGGGUGCAUCUGCUCUGUGUGGUGCUUUGAAAUGUUAUCUUAUGGCAGGCCAGUUGAUUAGAGUUUAAACACAUGUCUUAAAAAUGCUGCAGCAGAGUUUUUUAACUAGAGAUGAUAUGAAUGUGUAGCAUAAUGUUCGUACAACUGGAGGAGAAACUGUAGUCUUUGCCUACAAUUGGCCCUUUUCUCUAAAGAACAAAAUAUAUUUGAAUAAAAUGACACGAGAAAAGUGGGUCUGCUUUGAGUAAUGUACGGUAGCCUACUUCUGAAAAUCAUUUUCCCCAAGAUGUGAUUUCAAGGGACAUUAGUUCCCUUUAAUAUGCAGCAGAAUACAUUGAAUUGGCACAAUAGCAAUAAAAUAAUAACAGGCAUGUACAUAGAUCUUGUUCUUCUGGCAGACUUUUUCAUUCUUAUCUGGACUUUCAGAUAUGGAUGUUUAAAUCCACAGUGUUCUUUGUUGAUAAAACUCAAUUAAUUUUUUUUUCUUAAUUGAUCCAAAGCACAUUGUUUUGACUGUUCUUCGUAACAUUUGCACAAAAUGUGAUCUAACAGCAGCUUUUUUUUGUACUUAAAGAUCUCCAAACUGUAGCUGACCUGAAUUUUAAUUAGAGAAAAGAACUUGCUUUAUGAGGCAGCAGUGAAAACCUCAGUGCAUAUGCAGAGAUGCAUUCAUGCACUGAUGUUUUAUGUCUAAUCCAUUCAGAGCUUUCUGUUAUAUCCAGUAGUGAAUAUAAAAUACAUGUAGUGCUUUUCUAUGUUUGAGAGAUGGUUCCCUAUUUUAACUGCUUUAAGAGUUUAGUGAGAGCAACCUUGAACAUAAGGACAUUUAACUUUAAUCAUAUACACAUCUCAAUAUUGGCGCCUCAGCCAAUCGCAGUGUGUCCUUCCUUUGCACGCUGCCGUGUUGGACCCCUGUUCUGCUGUUUACACAAGUCUUACUGGUGUUCCACUUAAAGCUCAUCCUCACAGAAGAGACAGCAGACUGCUGUACUCUCUGCUGUGCAGUACUCCGUUCUGAGCGUACUUGCUGUUAGUCUGUUUCAUCAGUCCUCUGUAUUUGUGAGUUCGUUUCUUCUUGCUUUUGCACUGUUGGUUAAAAACUGACAUUCCCAAAUGUUUUCAUACCUGGAUGACGUGUUGGUCUAGUGUUAAUUUUGAGACCCACCAAAUAUUUUGUGGAGUGAAAUAAGACUAAAACUAAAAAAUAAAGCUUUGUCCACUUUUGCUCAGUAUACUGAUAUUGAUGAGGAAUGUGCUGUAGAUGGUCCUAUACAGAACCUUUUUGAGUACUGGUGCUAGAACCCAAAAAGGUUCUUCUAUUGUUAUAAUGUCAAGCUUGUAACAAUAGGAGAACCCUAUUACAGAACUCUUUUUAACAAAGUUCUAUAUAGAACCAUCUAUCAAUAAAUACAAUGACAUUAACAGUAAAAGACAUUGUAGUGUAGUAGCUCAGUCCACCUCAAAUCUGAACAUCUGUCUGAUGGCAAUAUAUACAGUCAAAUGCAAAAGUCGGAACUUCAUUUGCUUCAUUUGCUCUUGUGGAAAGCUAAAAACAAUAACUCAGUUGUCCCCACACUGCAACCCACAGUUUGAAAACCACUGCUCUAAAACCUAAAAUACCUCACCCACGUAUCAUGUGCAAAUGUACAGUGCGGUAAAAGAGCUUAGAGGUCCUACCUACCUACUGUUGUUGGUUUUUUUUUUUUUUUUUUUUUUAAAUACAUUUGCUUUCAACCCCUGCACAUUUCAGGCCCUUAAGUAGAACUGGACUUCAUUAGCAUGGAUUAGGGAUUCCUCUUAAGUCUCCCUUUCUAUGGUUCCUCAAGUCAAAGAGGAAUGCUAAGACAAAAGCAUGAAUAAUUGAUCUAAAAUGUUGGAAGCGCUGCUUGUUAAACCGAAGUUGUUGAGUCAUUCUCAUGAACUUGCAGUUUUGCUUGUGCUUUUCUGAGUGCUCUGUGAAUGUCCUAAAAUAGUGUUUUAGGCAGUGCUUUAUGUGGUAAGUAUAGGAUUUGAAUUUACUUUAUGGUUUCACAUAUAAAGUACUUUAAUGUGGGAUACAGCUGGAAUAAUUUUGGGGUGGAUAUUUUUGUCUUUAAAUACAUGGAAUGGCAUACACAUGUAAACCUUAAGAAUGUCCCUCCUCACUUGAACUUUCAUUGUGGUACAACUUCUGAUUUAUGUGUCAAUAUUGCAGAAAUAUUUAUGCAUAUGAAACGUAAUGUGUUGUGUAUAUUUGGAAAUGUUUUCAAUAAAACUUUUUUAUUCAGAA
Messenger RNA from Pygocentrus nattereri (red-bellied piranha), 6829 nucleotides. It is a transcript of the gene ipmka, whose product is annotated as inositol polyphosphate multikinase a. The transcript has 6 exons. Gene Ontology annotation, cellular component: cytoplasm; nucleus. Gene Ontology annotation, biological process: inositol phosphate biosynthetic process. The record is from RefSeq and is a predicted model, not a curated record. Bases 807 to 2018 code for a protein of 403 amino acids. Gene Ontology annotation, molecular function: inositol-1,4,5-trisphosphate 3-kinase activity; inositol tetrakisphosphate kinase activity. Lineage: Eukaryota; Metazoa; Chordata; Actinopteri; Characiformes; Serrasalmidae.